Clarias gariepinus (North African catfish) is the source of this 747-nucleotide messenger RNA. RefSeq names its product PTTG1 regulator of sister chromatid separation, securin (gene pttg1). Gene Ontology annotation, cellular component: nucleus; cytoplasm. Bases 130 to 657 code for a protein of 175 amino acids. Gene Ontology annotation, biological process: chromosome organization. The record is from RefSeq and is a predicted model, not a curated record. Lineage: Eukaryota; Metazoa; Chordata; Actinopteri; Siluriformes; Clariidae. The transcript is spliced from 6 exons.
AAUCAGAUGGCAGGUUGCCUUUUAAAACCGGGAAAUCCAAAGUAAACGUAAAUACACACUUACAGUUUAACGAAAACACUGCGCGUGGUAAAAGGUUUCUAAAUAACAAGUGGUCGAGUGCAAGAGGCCAUGGAUGCUAUGGUUUACCUUGAUCAAGAAAACGGCACACUUGCUGCACCAUCUAUAAAAGCUCGCCAGAGGCUGCAGUCUGCACCGGAACGUCUCCUAAAAACCCCACUGAAGACAUGGCUUGGAGCUCCUGCACGGCCAGGCCGCAAAGCUUUGGGAACAGUUAAUAAGAUUCAAGCCACUCCUGCAACCACUCAUAAAGGCGAUGUUCUGAAUAAACCAGCCCAGCAGUCUAAAAAGGCUCCCCAGGACUAUCCAGAGAUUGAGAAGUGCUUCCCAUAUGACCCAAGUGACUUUGAAGUAUACCAUGUACCAGAAGAAGUCUGCCUCAGCCAGUUGUCAUUGGCUGGUUUGGGAAAACAGCGGUGGCCUGUAAACGUGAUUGAAGAGGAUUUCAGUGUGAUUCAACCAUGUUUGCCUCCAUCUCCGCUUAAGAUGCCUUCAGAGCACUGCAGAGAUGAACUGGAAGCUUUCCUAGAAACCAUCACUGAGCUGACUGUGGAUUUGCCACCCGAGUUUGACUCAUGAUGCUGAAAUAUUACUUUCAGCAUUACUUUGAACUAUUACUUUUUCCUUUUUUUAUAAUAUUAUUGUAAUAAAGUUCUUUUAACAAAUUGA